CGUACGCUGCCAUUUUGAAACGGCAGUGCUUUUUGUUCGUGUGGAGCGCUUGCUCGUUGCGAAGAGUAGAUUGUGUUUUAGCCAAGUGUAGUUUUAUUUUAAUUGAACUCAAUCAAAAUGAGCUGGCAAGAUUAUGUUGAUAAACAGUUAAUGGCAUCCAGAUGUGUGACAAAAGCAGCGAUUGCCGGUCACGAUGGGAAUGUCUGGGCCAAGUCGGAAGGCUUCGAAAUAUCAAAAGACGAAGUCGGGAAAAUAGUGGCGGGUUUUGAGAAUGAAUCACUCCUGACGAGCGGAGGCGUGACGAUAGCGGGCACGCGAUACAUCUACCUCAGUGGCACAAACCGCAUCAUACGCGCAAAACUCGGAAAGGUCGGCGUACAUUGCAUGAAGACACAACAAGCCGUCGUAAUUUCACUGUAUGAAGAACCCAUCCAACCCCAGCAAGCUGCAUCUGUAGUGGAGAAGUUAGGAGACUAUUUAAUUACCUGUGGUUAUUAAAGAUCGAAGCGCCCCGUGAUCUAAGAAUACUAUAAGAUAAUAUUUAUUCCACAGGGAAAUAAGUAAACUGCAUUUUGUAUAUUCUAUGAAGUGAUAAGGACCGUUCAUUUGUUUUGAUAUUUGAUAAAUUAUGGCAUCAUCAGUGUCUGAUGCGUUUAGUAACUGUAUGCAGGUACAAUUACUUUGCGGAUUCUGGACCCUUUUUAUACGCUCACCGCUUCCACGGAGUAAUUGUUACUGUAAAAUGGUUUAAAUUUGUAUUUUAAAAAAUUGCUUUUAUCGACCAGUAUAGUGAAGCAUUAUUCAGCUUUGCAAGCAGGUCUCAAAGCAUGAUGUAUAGAGAUUUUUUUUAGAUUUCUCCUCAAGCAUCCUGAUAAAAUGUAAACCACCAUUCAUAUAUAAUUAUAUGACACCUGUAAAAUCAUUUGCCGAAUAGGUACGUGCCGAAAGUUACAAGUUCUCUCGUCUAUCCACCAGACACGCGCAGGUGCUUGUUGAGAAAUUAUAAUAAUCACGUAAUGAAAUUACUGUAACAAUAUACAACAUAUAUAUAAUUACAAAUAAGCAUUCGUGUAAGGGCUUGUUACAAAUUGAAAGACACUGUAACCCAAGUAUUACGAUUUUAAUUUAAAAUCUCUAGUCCCACUGGAACCAUCGUGUGAGUAAAAUCCGCCACAACAUCAGUGCGUGUAGGCGGGGCGGCUGCGUGCGGCUGUGUGCCGCAGCCCUCCGCGGUUGCGGUAUCGCGGUCCAUAUAGCCGCGCCGCCCAAUUUUUGUGAAUUUCUUCUAUGCUUCUUUUUAAUUAUGUCGCAUUUAUAAUCUUUUGUAGUGAAUAAUAAACAUAUUGCAUUCUGUUGUAUUGUAUCUCUUAGCUGCAGAAACUAGAAGCGCUCAAUUACCCUGUAUCCUCAAUCAAGGCUUGCAGUAAACGAAGGGUGCAUAUUGUUUAUAUUUGAUAUUACUACUAUAGCUUUGUACAUUGUUUCUGAUAAGCGAUGGGAACUGUGUCUAUCUAAUAAUAAAAUGAUUUGUAUUAUAA
This is a messenger RNA of Pectinophora gossypiella (pink bollworm), 1538 nucleotides long. It is a transcript of the gene chic, whose product is annotated as profilin. NCBI's taxonomy places the organism in Eukaryota, Metazoa, Arthropoda, Insecta, Lepidoptera, Gelechiidae. The transcript is spliced from 4 exons. Gene Ontology annotation, molecular function: actin monomer binding. The record is from RefSeq and is a predicted model, not a curated record. Gene Ontology annotation, cellular component: cell cortex. Bases 118 to 498 code for a protein of 126 amino acids.